AUGGCUGACAUAGUCCGUGCUGCUCGGGUUUCUCGCUUCUGGCGUGACAUAUGUGAAGAUGACCGCAUGUGGCGUUUGAAAUGUGAGCGAGAAGGCCUAGAACCACUGCCAGUACCAAGUGAACGCGUAGCAGGCGCAUGGGAACAGACAGCAAUGGGUAAUGGCGUCACUGUAGUGGAUCAUUAUAAGGGAGCAGAAUUGGAGCAACAUCGCAAGAUCAGGGGACAAAGUUAUGGAAGUGUGUAUUCACGCUCCGUGUGGAAGGCUACAUAUUUGCGCCGAUGCAGAAUAGCUGCAAACUGGAGACGUUUACCGAUCGGAGGAAGCAUGGUAUUGAGAGGUCAUGAAGAGCAUGUGAUCACUUGUUUGCAGAUCCAAGGCGAUAUGCUCGUAACUGGUUCCGAUGACAAUACACUGAGGGUUUGGAGCAUCGAACAGGGCAAGCUUCUCUUCACUCUCGUUGGUCAUACAGGAGGUGUAUGGACCUCUCAACUAUCGACAGACGGAAAGUACAUCAUUAGUGGUUCCACUGAUCGUACUGUGAAGGUAUGGUCAGCAAAGGACGGCUCACUGAUUCACACACUCCAUGGGCACACAAGCACGGUGCGGUGCAUGAGCCUCUGUCGCAACAUUUUGGUGUCGGGCUCACGCGACACAACGCUAAGAGCGUGGAAUGUCGACACAGGAGUAUGCGAACAGUAUCUCGCUGGUCACGUAGCAGCUGUGCGGUGCGUGCAGUUCGACCUCGAUGACGGUCGUAUUGUAUCAGGAGCCUAUGAUUUUACUAUAAAGCUUGAUGCACAACGCAAUAUUGUGGUCAGUGGUAGCUUGGAUACUACCAUACGAGUGUGGGAUAUUUCAAAAGGAGCAUGCAUAAGUGUCCUCUCUGGUCACCAUUCGUUGACGUCGGGAAUGCAGUUGAGAGGUGACAUCCUGGUAUCGUGCAAUGCAGAUAGCGAUGUUCGGGUCUGGAAUAUACGAGACGGUUCGUGUAUGUAUCGCCUUCAUGGUCCAAAUGGGCACACAUCGGCGAUCACUUCACUUCAAUUCCUUGAAAAUGGCAUUGUAGUAACUAGUGGCGAUGAUGGAGCCGUCAAGUUAUGGGAUGUAGUAAAAGGAGAAUUUGUUCGUGAUCUUGUUCGCUUAUCAUCGGGUGGAAGCGGUGGAUGUAUCUGGCGCCUGAAAGCCACUAACAAUCUGCUGGCAUGUGCGGCUGGUUCUCGUAACGGCACCGAAGACACGAAAAUCAUAUUACUGGAUUUCGACGCUGGGUAUCCUUAG
This is a messenger RNA of Ostertagia ostertagi, 1281 nucleotides long. Lineage: Eukaryota; Metazoa; Nematoda; Chromadorea; Rhabditida; Trichostrongylidae. The record is from the annotation of a GenBank genome assembly.